Molecule: messenger RNA, 1377 nt
Organism: Ustilago hordei
Lineage: Eukaryota; Fungi; Basidiomycota; Ustilaginomycetes; Ustilaginales; Ustilaginaceae
Exons: 1
Coding region: 1-1377 (458 amino acids)
Source: RefSeq, a predicted model, not a curated record
AUGACUGCCAGAGGAAGCAAACCCCUCGUGGCUUUGAUAGGCACUCUCGACACCAAGCAAGCCGAGUACCAAUUUGCAACCUCAUGGUUGGAAAAGCAUAACUGUAACGUAGUCCUCCUCGACGCAAGCACCCGGUCACCAUUUGAAGGCCCAUUAUCUUUCGAUCUGGGAGCGUCAUCCAAAUUGCAUCGACCAAAGGACCUGCUGGGGACACACGCAUUCGCCGAAGAUGCCGAGCGAUCCAAAGUUCGCCAACUUUUAAGAGAAGCUUGUCUUGACGAGUUGACCAGCUUGCAAGCAAGAGGAGAGCUCAAUUCCAUCGCCUCAUUUGGCGGCAGUCAGAACACGGCGUUCGCUACAUCAAUCAUGCGCAGUCCUACAUUCCCGAUCGGCCUGCCCAAGUUCAUGCUGACGACGAUGGCAAGUGGUGAUGUGAGCGAAUACCUAGGUGAGAGCGACAUCUGUAUCAUGCCUUCGGUGGCAGACAUCUCUGGCUCUAUGAACGAUAUCACGCUCACGACACUACAAUCCGCCCUGGCAGCCAUCUCCGGAAUGGCACAUAUGCAUCAUGGCGCGAAGCAAGACAAAUCGAGCUCACCAGCUGAGGAAAAGGACCACAAGCCGAUGAUCGCAAUCAGCAUGUUCGGCGUCACUACAGUAGCUGUCAAUCAAAUCUCGGAUCUUCUGAAAGAGCGAGGAUACGAACCAGUGGCAUUCCACGCAACGGGUUCAGGGGGUCGAAGCAUGGAGAGGCUCAUUCGAGAGGGCUUCUUUGCAGGUCUCGUCGAUCUUACAACCACAGAAGUCUGCGACCAUCUCUACAACGGAGUUCUAUCUGCAGGGCCUGAUCGUCUCACUGCUGCAGCUGAAUGUGGUGUUCCGCAGGUCGUGUCUGUCGGUGCUCUUGACAUGAUCAACUUUGGCUCACUUUCAUCCUUGCCCUCCAGGAUCAAGCUCCAGAAUAGCAAGGACGAUGGGCCAAUGCACUACACUGAGGACGGAACACCAGUUUACGAACACAACAGUCAAGUAACCUUGGUUCGAACAUCAGCAGCACAGUGCAAGGAGAUUGGGGAGUACAUCGUUGAAAAAUUAACGACAGGCCUGAGUCGUCUGCAGAAGGGUCGGAACGCCGCACCUGUCCGCAUUCUGUUCCCCCGCGAGGGUCUCUCGGCAAUGGACGGUGCAGAAGGUGUGUGGAACAAUCCAGAGGCAAGGACAGCCUUGCAUGGGAGCAUUCGAGAGGCGCUGAAGAGCAAGGCUUCCCAAAGCAAUCUGCAAAGUCCUGUCACCAUCGAAGCGUUCGAACAUCACAUCAAUAGCGCUGAGUUUGCCAUGAUCGUCGCUGACCAGGCUGCUCAACUAGUUUCUAAGUAG